AUGUUUACACUUGACUCCCUGAAGGAAGCUUUACUACAAGCGAGCCCUCGCACUUUCCCGGAGAAGCCGAUUUCCGAAGAGAAGUACAGAGCUGGUUUUGAUGAAUUAAUGAAAGGUUCAGAGCUGAUAACGUACCGUGAGUUCAUCAUUCCACAGCUCUCCAGGCUCCUAGAAGCCCUUACCAAGACGCAUAAGCAUCUCUCGGUCUUGGAAAUAGGCCCUGGUGCUGAAAGCGUGUUGGGACAUCUGCCAAAACACCAAAGAGAGAAAGUCGGCAGCUAUGUUGCAUUCGAGCCUGUUGGCCUCCUUGCCGCUAAGCUGAAGAACUGGCUAUGCUCUAAAAUCGGAGGAUCAACCCCAUUCCCAAACCAGCGGUGCCUGCCCAUUGUCCAUGAGAUGGCAUUCCAUCCACGGCCCGAGAGAAGAUGUCCUGUAAAUGACAGCUAUCAAGGACGGUUCCACAUUAUUCUCUUCUGUCACAGUAUAAAGAAUGACCUUCCCGAAGGGAUGGCAUCUGUGACCAAUCGUGACGAGGAAUUGAACAACUUUGCUUGUUUGGUCGCGGGUUUUGCGGCAAAAGACGACGAUCUUCAAUGCUCCAUCCAAGAACGAUGGCGAGAUAUUUGUCGCGAGUGCGGUGAUGGAGAUUUUCUUUCGAACCGUCUUUUUUUCCGCUCCCCCACCAUGCUGGCCACCUUCACCAAGCGCUCUGUCUCUUUUUCCGAACUGGCCAUGCAAGUGCCUCUACGAAGUGAGAAAAGGCGAUUGAAAAACCGGGAAGCAUCUGACAAUCAGCCCACUGCGGUCCUCAGGCCAACCACCAUUCGUCAAAUACAGCAAUGUAUUCUUUGGGCCAUCAAGCAUGGCUUCAGUCUGAGUAUUAUUGGCGGAGGACAUAGUGGCCACUGCGUGAGGCCCAAUGUGGUUGCGAUUGACAUGGAAGCCUUUGAUCAGCUUCAUAUUGUUCCGGCAGAAGAGAAUGAAUCUCGACCCUUUACAGGGUCUAGAGCCUUGAUAGUCGCUGGUGCUGGCUGCAAGACUGGGGAUAUCACCCGCCGGGCAAGCGAUGCACACCUCACGAUCCCUCUAGGAGCACGCCCAAGCGUUGGGGCUGGACUAUGGUUACAAGGAGGUAUUGGGCAUCUGACGAGAACAUUUGGGCUCACGUGUGAUGCCAUUGUUGGUGUCGUAAUGGUGGGUGUGGAAUCUGGGCAGGUGCUCUGUAUCGGCGAUGUACCGAGCAGCCACCAACCGGCUGACGCAAUCCGCCCGGAGUACGAAAGCGAUCUGUUGCCCGCCAUCAAAGGCGCAGGAACCAACUUUGGCAUCGUACUCAAGGUAGUGUUCAGAACAUUUCCGGUACCAACAUAUCAUAUCCGCGAAUGGGUUCUCCGAAUGAAAGAUCAGGAAGAGGCAAUCCUCAAGCUUGGCACUUACACCAUCUGGUGUACCGACAGUCUUCCCCUAGAAUCUUCAGCUGAUUUCUAUCUCUACGUGGAAGCUGAUCAGCUGUGUCUUGGAGUCACUGUGAUUGAGUUAUCCACGCAAAGGACCGAUCCAGAUAAUUCCGUGUCGGCGGCUAUGGAGGCGACUUUAGGUGCAGCAAAUACGCAUCGUACGGUAGACAGUCUUGGACUGUUCGAUGUUGACAUGUAUAUGCAUGGAAUGCAUGGUGGGCAUGGAAAGGGCAAGACAAGCUCAUUCAAACGGUGCGUUUUCUUGAGGAACAUGGCUAACCCCGCCACAACUUUGGUUAAGGCUAUUGAGACACGCCCAACCCCAAUGUGCUAUUUACAUCUUCUACAAGGAGGCGAGGCGGCCCAGAGAGUAGCCACCCCCAGCGCAUUCAGUUGUAGGAACUGGGAUUAUGCGUGCGUCGUUACCGGCAUCUGGCCACGCGAGGACGAUCACACGGCACUCCGGCACUCGGUUGUGGACUGGGUGUAUCAAGUCACUGCAGCGCUUCUCCCCUUUAGUGAUGGCGUCUAUGGCGCCGACCUUGGGCCGGAUCCACGGGAUAAGAUGUUAGCAUGCCGGGCUUUUGGAGCCAAUUUGCCGGCUCUAGCUUGUUUAAAACGCCGGUUAGAUCCGCACGGCGUGUUAGUGCAUGCUUGUCCGCUCCGAGAGCCACUGGUCGGACCGAAGCUCAUUAUUAUGGUUUCAGGCAGCAGUGGUGCCGGAAAGGACUAUUGCGCUGAUGUGUGGAGUAUCAGUGACAAGACCAAAUGCGAUUAUGCGGUAGCUGCCGGUGCCGAUCGGGAUCGUCUUCUGUGCGAUCGCGAAUACAAGGAACACCACCGGGCCUCAUUGACAGCAUUCUUCCGGGCUCAGCUCAAGAGACAUCCUCAGCUCCUCGAAGAGCACUUCUUGCAGCUAGUCGCAACUGCAGCAGAUAUAGAUGUACUGCUCAUCAGUGGAAUGAGAGAUGAAGCUCCAGUCUCGACCUAUUCGCCCCUUGUACCACGGAGCAGGCUGCUUGAGAUACAUGUAUCUGGCCGGGAAGAGGAGCGAACUUCUCGCCAAGGCCAUUGCAAUAUCAGCGCCAGGGGCCAGGCACAUGGAGAAAGCAGCGACAAUACGUCGGGAACAGCACUUGCGAUUCCGAGCCUCGAGUUUUAUAACGACGAAAGCGGCCCGGUCCAAGCAAGUGAAUUCGCGCGAAAAUACAUCCUACCUUUCCUGAGCAAAGACCUGCAGCGCUUGGCUGACAUGGUCCGUUCAGUAUCCGGAUUUCCACGCUCUGGGGUCACAUUCCAGCAUGUGCUGAACAUAGUGCAAGUUCAAAGUGGACUGCCUUUGUGUGCACAUCUCAUGAAGACACAUUUUGUCGGUGACUGGACUCAAGUCCAUAGGAUCGUAUGUUGCGAGGUUGGCAGCUUUCCUUUUGCGUCGGCUUUGGGGACGACUGUCGACAUACCCUUAGUCCUUAUCCGCGAAGCAGGCAAGCUUCCACCGCCAAUCGUUUCUGUGCACAAGCCCAAAUCUCAUAUCGCGUCUUGCCAUUCAAGUGAUGGUCGGAUCGAAAUGGACCCGAGCCUGAUCCCUAGCAACACAUCGAUUGUGAUAGUGGAUGACGUUUUGGCUACAGGCAGGACACUGUGUGCCACGAUAGAUUUGCUCAGGAAAGCUCGUGUUAUGGUCCAUGAUAUAAGUGUGAUGGUUGUCGCCGAGUUUCCAAUCCACCGCGGGCGCGAGCUUUUACGGCAACGCGGAUACGGCGGAAUUCGUGUCCAGAGUCUUCUUGUUUUUGAUGGUGCCUGA
Molecule: messenger RNA, 3261 nt
Organism: Penicillium chermesinum
Lineage: Eukaryota; Fungi; Ascomycota; Eurotiomycetes; Eurotiales; Aspergillaceae
Product: phosphoribosyl transferase domain protein
Exons: 3
Coding region: 1-3261 (1086 amino acids)
Biological process (GO): cholesterol biosynthetic process
Cellular component (GO): cytoplasm
Molecular function (GO): FAD binding; phosphomevalonate kinase activity
Source: RefSeq, a predicted model, not a curated record